Molecule: messenger RNA, 414 nt
Organism: Bactrocera tryoni
Lineage: Eukaryota; Metazoa; Arthropoda; Insecta; Diptera; Tephritidae
Exons: 1
Coding region: 1-390 (129 amino acids)
Source: RefSeq, a predicted model, not a curated record
AUGCGGUUGUUGACCUUAAUUCUUUUGUGGUUUGUGUGCAGUGGCCAAGCAGCGCCAAUUAUGGAGGAGAAUGCAGUGAUUGCCGUAGAGUCAGAAUCCGCCAACAAUCCAACAACCACUUUGCCGCAAAUAUCUACGUCCGAUAUAAUAAGUUCCAACAGUGAGUCUGAGCCGAACUUCCAAAUGGCCGACAAGCAAGGUAUAAACGUAGCUGCAGAUAAUGCAGUUGAUGAGGAGGCCGCUGCAGCCGAGCGCAUGGCCACUGCCAUUGUGGCACCGCUGACGCACAUCGCGCAUAUCACUUACGACUCGGAGCCGGCGACGCACAAACCCAAUGAGGACAAGCCGCUCUUCCAUCGCGAAUCGCACGAUGAGUUGAUUGCGUUGUAAAGUUUGAAAAUCUAAAUUACAUAA